AUGCAACAUAUUAUUGAUCAAUAUUACAAUUUAUCAUCAAUAUACAAAGCAUUAGACUACGACAAAGAAUGGAUCAAAGAGACAAAAACAACAAGUGAUACAACAAAACCUUCGACGCUGCUAUCAACGGGCGACUUGACCAAAUUCACAUCGACGACCUCUGCGACUGAAAACUCAAUUACUUCAAAACCAGUUUAUCCAAAUCUUUUUACAGAUUAUCGAUAUACCAACAUUAUGACAAAUGGACCAAUAAUUGUUACAACAGUACAUCCAUUAAUUUCGGCAACAAAUGAUUCUAGCAACACUAGUUUUAUGACUGCUGAAUCAACUACUUCAACGACACAACAAGUGUAUAGUUCAAAAACAACAGAAAUAACUACAACAACAACAGCAGCUGUUCCUACUUGCGGUCCUAGUCUUUGUUGUUCCGGAGGUUGUCAUCGUUGUGUUUAUAGUGAUUCUACUUAUUACUGUCUAUGGUAUGGUCAAACUGGUUAUAAUUUUUAUACUGAUGCUAGUCGUUGUACUACUAUGGGUAGUUCUGAAAUAUAUUGUACCUAUAGUACUACUUGUGGUAUUGGUCCUGGUGGUCAUGGUUUUGGAUACGGUAAUGGUUGCGGAUAA
Messenger RNA from Adineta steineri, 624 nucleotides. Lineage: Eukaryota; Metazoa; Rotifera; Eurotatoria; Adinetida; Adinetidae. The record is from the annotation of a GenBank genome assembly.